Hibiscus syriacus is the source of this 1610-nucleotide messenger RNA. RefSeq lists its product as uncharacterized. Bases 98 to 1357 code for a protein of 419 amino acids. The record is from RefSeq and is a predicted model, not a curated record. The transcript is spliced from 2 exons. Lineage: Eukaryota; Viridiplantae; Streptophyta; Magnoliopsida; Malvales; Malvaceae.
UAUCAGUAGUCGAUCCGAAACCUCCGUUUUUCUUUUCUUUAUUUUCCUUUGACGGUAGAUGGGAACUCGAUGCUGUUGAAGAAGAAGAAGAAGAGAAAUGUCGACGAUUGAGAAAGCUUUGAUUCAGAUCUUCGAGAGGAAGAAUCGAAUAAUCGACCAUGUGAAGCACCAAAUCCUUCUCUUCGAUCACCAACUCGCUUCCAAGUGUCUCAUCGAUGGCUUCGUUCCACCUCAUUGGCUCAUCUCCUCUGCUCCUUCUCAGCUGGAUAAAGAAAAUCUUAUCUCAGGACUCCUACUUCCACAUCCACAGGCUUCAUUUCCUUACUGUUCUCUGUAUCAACAACCAGUUGUUACAACUGAUAACGUGCUGUUACCCCAUAUAUUAUGUUCCCGAGUUGAUGCUUCAAAUGAUGGCUUAGACCAGUGCCUUUCUGGUAAAGCUUAUGAGCUGGAUCCUAGUGUUACAUCUCCUCCUCAAGAUUGUAGAGAUGGAAUAACCUCAGAUAUUUGUCCUGAUCUUUGUUCUUCACUGGCAAGAAUCCAGAGAUCUAAGUCUAGGCAACGGGCUUUAGAGCAUAGAAACAGUGCAAAAGCAUGUAAAAACAAUGAAAGCUGUGAGAAGAAUGAUAAUUCUUGCAACAAUCAAAACAAAGCAUCCAAGGUUGCUUCUUUACAGUCAGGUAUUGUGAAUAAGUUGGAAUUGACCAGAUCCAGUGAUAUUCUUCCAACUUAUGAGUUGGAAAAGGAAGAAAGAGGGAAAUGCAGUAGCAAGGGAAAGAGUGAAAAUGUUUACCCUGGUAGAGUCACAAGAAUGAGAAGUUCUAUCCAUCCUUCCAAGUAUGAAAGUGGGCCGUUGGGUACAUGCAACAAUUCUUUUGUUGCUAAGAAGAAUAAUGUUGUGAGUUAUGAGGUGGAAAAGGGUAAAAGAGUGGACUGCAGGAGCAAGGAAAGGAAUGAAAAGGUUGUCUCUGGUCGAGUCACUAGAUCAAGAAGUUCUGCUCAACCUUCCAUGUCUAUGAGUGGGCUUUCAGGUGCAGGCAACACUUCUACUGUUGCUAAACAGGAUGGUCCGGUACCAACGGAAUCCAUCUGCAAAUCAAGACAACAGCUCGAUGUUCAUGAGUUAUUGGAGUCAAAAUUUGUCAGACCUGUUUGUAAUACUGUAUAUUGUGGCGUGAAAACUGAAGAAAGAGGACAAUGCCAGAGCAAAGCAAGGAGUGAAGAUGUUUUCACAAGGUCAAGAAGUUCUGUUCAAUCUCCAAAAUUUGAGAAUAGUUCAACAGGUGCAGAAAAAAGUUUUUUGUUGCAAAGCAGGAUGGUAUUGUGCUCACAGAAUCCAUUAACAAAUCAGGAUUAGAGCAUGAUGCUUCGGAAGAAAGAGGACAAUGCCGGAGCAAGGCAAGGGGUGAUGAUGUUUACUCUGGCAGAAUAACAAGGUCAAGAAGUUCUGUCCAACCUGCAAAAUCUGAGAACAGUCCACCAGGUGUUGGCAAGAGUUCUACUGUUGCAAAGCAGGAUUGUAUUGUGCUAACAGAAUCCAUUAAAAAAUCAGGACUAGAGCAUGCUGUUGUUGUUGAGUUAUUGCAAUCUGUCAAACCAGUUGAUGAUGA